GCAUCAGCUCCCGAGGGGUUUUGAACAAAUUUCCUCGAUACAACACUGGCCCGGUAGGUUCUACAGAUUGAAAUGUCGAACGGGUAUGAUCGUGUCUCUGGCCAGCGGGGCCGAGGAAAGCUCAAGUAUGUCAUCGCCGGGGUCGCAGGGUUAAUGCUGGUGGCCUGCAUAAUCGGUGUGGCAGUCCAGUCGAGCAAAGGCGGGGAUGGCAAGUCAAACCAGGGUCAAGGCAGCGGCCAGGUAUCUCAAUCGAUGAAGGCGGUCCAGGCUAUUUGUCAGCCGACGGACUAUAGGGAAACCUGCGUCAAUGCCCUGUCAGCCGCAGCGGGAAACACCACCGACCCCAAGGAGCUAAUGAGGACCGGGUUCCAGGUUGCAACCGACCGGAUCAGAGGGGCGAUAAAGAAUUCCUCAGUGGUGAGGGAGCUCGCAAAGGACCCAAUGGCUCAAAAGGCAGUCGAUGUCUGUGAGGCGCUCCUCAACUCCUCCAUCGAUGAUCUCCAGAUGUCGUUUGAGAGGUUAGGUGCGUUUGACAUCACCAAGCUCGAUCAGUAUACAGCAGACCUCAACGUCUGGCUCAGCGGGGCGUACACCUUCCAGGAAAGCUGCUUGGAUGCAUUCGAGAACACAACAGGCGAUGCUGGAGAGAAGAUGAAGCAGAUUUUGAAGACAUCAAGAGAACUUACGAGCAACGCGAUGGCAAUGGUCUCCCAGAUAUCCACGAUCGUUGGCUCACUGAAUGUAUCUGCAAUAGGAAGGCGCUUGAUGUCCGAGGAUACAAGAAAUGGCGAAAUCCCAAACUGGGUAGACAACAGAGGGCGGAUGCUCCUUGCAGCCACCCCGGCAAAUAUAAAGCCCGAUGUGAUCGUGGCCAAGGAUGGGAGCGGCAAGUAUAAAACAAUCGGCGAGGCCUUGAAAGAUGUCCCCCCCAAGAACACGAAGAACUUUGUGAUAUACAUAAAGGAAGGAGUGUAUGCAGAGAGGGUGCUAGUCGAUAAGAACAUGGCUAACGUCAUGAUGAUUGGGGAUGGCCCGAAGAAGACCAUAGUCACAGGGCAUUUAAAUUUUGUCGACGGGGUCCAGACGUCCGCCACUGCAACUUUCACGGCAAUGGGACCCAAUUUCAUAGCGAAGGACAUGGCGUUUGAGAACACUGCCGGAGCCAUAAAGCACCAGGCAGUCGCUCUCCGCGUUCAGUCGGACAAGUCCAUCUUCUACAACUGCGAGAUGAACGGGUACCAGGACACGCUCUACACGCACGCCCAUAGGCAGUUCUACCGGGACUGCACCAUCUCUGGCACGAUCGACUUCAUCUUCGGGGAUGCCCUGGCCGUCCUCCAGAACUGCAAGAUGAUCGUCCGGAAGCCCAUGGAGAACCAACAGUGCAUCGUCACCGCCUCAGGUAGGGGAGAAAGACACUCUGCAUCCGCGAUCGUCUUCAUGAACGCCACCAUUACUGGUGAUCCAGAGUACAUUCCUGUCAUGGACCAGAACCCGGCCUACCUCGGACGGCCCUGGAAGAACUACUCCAGGACUAUCAUCAUGCAAUCCGACAUAGACAAUAUAAUCCAGCCUCAAGGAUGGUUGCCCUGGGCAGGUUCCCUCUACCUCAACACGUGCUUCUACGCUGAGUACCAGAACAGGGGGCCCGGCUCGGACACGUCCAAGAGAGCGACCUGGAAAGGGGUCAAGAAGAUCUCGCCUCAACACAUCCUCGACUUUACGCCCAAGAUAUUCUUCAAGGGUGAUGAUGCCUGGAUUACCGCCAGCGGAGUGCCAUACAGUCCUGGCCUGAUGAAAGUGUAGGAGCCUUGGUACGGCGAUGGAGGAGAAACCAAUCUCUUCUCCGAAACGUAUUUUGUAAAGUCGCAUGAUUGUCCCUUUCCUAGAUGCUCUAACGGUAUCCAAGCAAAUGCUUGGGAAAGGAUUAGAUUUGUACAGUAAUAUGAAUAUUAUUCUUUGUAAGAAACAAAGGGAAAAAAAAAAACUUGUACUAUAAAGGGAUGUAGAAUUAUACCGGUGAGAAAAGACGAUGUUGAAAUGGAUUUCAAUUUU
This is a messenger RNA of Punica granatum (pomegranate), 2055 nucleotides long. Lineage: Eukaryota; Viridiplantae; Streptophyta; Magnoliopsida; Myrtales; Lythraceae. The record is from RefSeq and is a predicted model, not a curated record.